This is a messenger RNA of Vicia faba (fava bean), 348 nucleotides long. The record is from the annotation of a GenBank genome assembly. Lineage: Eukaryota; Viridiplantae; Streptophyta; Magnoliopsida; Fabales; Fabaceae.
AUGGAGGAGAAUGUAAAGAACACUAAUUCUUCUCCUUCUCCACUCGAGCUAGAACAUGUUAAACCAAUAGCUCUUAAUGGAGAAGAAGUUUCACCUAAAGAAGCUGGAGGAUGGAGAUCUGUUAAAUAUAUCAUCGGGAAUGAGUCGUUUGAGAAAUUGGCAUCGAUGAGUUUGAUAUCAAAUCUAACAAUGUACCUUCUCACGAACUACAACCUAAGUGGAUUAUUCGUGGUUAAUACGGUGCAAAUUUGGAAUGGAUCCUCAAACAUUGCAUCCAUAAUCGGUGCUUUCAUUUCUGAUGCUUAUCUUGGGAGGUUUCGAACCCUUCUAUAUGGCUGUUUAGAUUAA